GCUAGUCUGGUACCUAGUGUGAACGAAAACACGCUCAAAAUCCAACGUCCAUAUUUUGGCCUCGCUAUCGAGUGCGAACACGCCCAAUCUGCACAAGCGACAGUAGCAUCCAUACAACAGGGAUUGAAAUCAAAUUUAUCCCAGAAAGCCCAAAGGCGUAAUUUGGAGUUGUUUCUUACCAGUUUAUCGUGAGUUUUCCACCAUCGAGAAUUCGUCAUGGGCGAGUGGCAGCAAGGCCUGUUUGGCUGUUUCUCCAAUGUUGGGUUGUGCUGCAUAACCUGGUUUGUACCGUGCUACGUGCACGGUAAGAAUGCCGAGGCUGUGGGUGACGACUGCCUGCUGUGUGGCCUGUCCAUCUUUGUGCCUUUCCUCAAUUGGUACACGCUCUUCGUGGUCCGAGGCAAGAUUCGAGAGCAGCGUGGUAUUGAAGGAGAUCAGACCAACGACAUCUUGGUCACCUUCUGCUGUACUCCGUGUGCUUUGGUGCAGGAAGGGGCAGAGAUGCGCAAUUCUACGGGCCUGGGAAUAGGCCAGUCUAUGGCUCGUGUUUAACAUUGAUCAGCAUGCCCUCCUCAUUCAGUGCGACGUUGAUCAAUCUCGUACCGCACCAAAAUGAUUAUACAAACUUCCCAACUUCAUCUCACUAUAACUCACCGAAGAGUCAAAGGAGUGGCUAUCUUAGAGACAACCCCACCGUCAUAGGGAUGCAUGGAUCCCCACCCAGUCUCCAAGUCUUACAACCAUUAUUGACAAGGAUGUGCAUGUGCUUGCUGCUCCGCAAGACCAAAUGAACAUGAUCCUUCUAUCAGCUAGUGGUCAUCAAGGAUCGGAACCACCUCAGAUUGUUGCCACAUUAGCAAGAUGCCUUCCUUCAUUUGGAAAGUUGCUACAAGCUUAACAGAAUACAAGUCAUGUCCUCCGAACGUUGAAGCUAGCCUUCACACCGACACCAACCAACAACGUUCUCCUUUCGAUGAUACGCCGGCUCAGCUGAAUAGUUCAUCAGAGUCAAGUUGGCCUAACUAAUGUAACUCAAAAGUCACCUUUUGGGAUUUCUCUACUUUUAAAAAUGAACAACUUCAUUGCAUAACAAAUUAACAAACGUAGAUAACCACACACCGAGUUUUAGUGAUUGUGUUUUGAUAUUGUCAAUGAAUCAUAUUAUUUUUAGAUUAUACUGCAGAUUUGCAUGGGAUACAUUGGAAAUAUGGAGGGCGUUGCAUAAAGACCGGUCACAUGGUUUAUGCAUUGAGGAAUGCUAACAGAUUUCUAUAUGAUUAAGGUGGAAAUUAAUUCGUGUAAAAAACAGUUACUUUUGCCCAGCGCAUCGGAAUGUAAACACCCAAAACCAAACAACAACAACAGUAGAACUUGUAGAAGUAGCAGUAGUAAUAUUAGUCAGCAGUUAUAACUGAACUGAAAAUCACAACAAUGAAUUGGAACAUGAAAAAAAGUGUUACUUGAUAUAAUCUUGUAGUAUUGCAACCGAUGUAUGAAAAGUAUGACACACCAAAUGAAACACAGGCCCCUAAGCAUCUUAUGUCGAGUGUGGAAACGGGAAUUCCAAAAAGUCCCAAGUAUUGUUUCUUCUUUUUCUUAUAUUUUGUAUCCAAGAGCCUCAAAGGCUUUUAUCGCUAUUAAUGUUUUUUGGGUCGUGUAAGAAUAAAAUAUUUUACACGAUGGAGAAUGGUUGAACAACAUUUUUUUUAUGCUGCUGAAAUACAUCUCGAAAAACGCACCUUAAUAUAAAAUUUAUAUUAACCACUCGUCUGAUAAAAAUCUCCGGGAUAAAUGUAACACUGCAGCUUUGCAGUAUAUAAACUAGAACUUCACAGCAUGUUUAAUAAUCGUAUAUAGAGGUGCUUUUUUAUGGAUUUAGAUUUCUUAGUCAUUAUAUAUAAAGGCCUUUUUUGAAACACCAUCUUUCCUAAGACUAGACUAGAUAGGCACUGAACACCUGGUGACAAUGUUGCUAUACUUUUGUCGACUUACAAUCAAAGAAACUACAAAAAAAUAAACAACGUAUGGACAUCCUCCGCCACAUCAUUGUGACGCCGUUUGUCAUUCAUUCCAUUUAAAUGACAUACCUUCUUUGCAAAAAGACCAACAACCAAAGCAGAGCCGUUAAGCCUUCGAGUCAGAAUAUUGUGCAGUGUGAAACCUUUCUAAAUUAAAGUGAUUAUCUUCAACAUUUGAUUUAAGAAAAUUCGCAUGUUCUCAUGAUAAGAGUUCUAAACUUGUUGACGUGCUUAAUUGAUACUUUAUGCUUACAUGACACCUUUCGUAAUUGUUUCUAUUGUUUUAUUACACUGAGUUGAGAAAUACACUAAGAUUGAGACCAAUCUAGACUGACGAAAUGUGGUCUUUUAGUAAAGUUUGUAGUGUCUUGAUUUUAAAAACUGCACUAGUUCGUCCUUAGUAUACCUUUUGUAUUUUCACUAAGUUUGCAUAAUGAAACAGGGAAUAAAUGGGAGGUUUUCCUAUAGUGAGCAAAAGAAAUGAUUGAAUAAAUAGAUUUCUUAAUUGUGAUUUAAUUGA
Messenger RNA from Patiria miniata (bat star), 2538 nucleotides. RefSeq names its product protein PLANT CADMIUM RESISTANCE 3-like. The transcript has a single exon. The record is from RefSeq and is a predicted model, not a curated record. NCBI's taxonomy places the organism in Eukaryota, Metazoa, Echinodermata, Asteroidea, Valvatida, Asterinidae. Bases 217 to 552 code for a protein of 111 amino acids.